AUGGCUAAUACAGUUGAUGUUCCUGGCUUGACGGCCGAACAGGCCACUUUUUUCCAUGAUAAUGGCUUCCUCGUGAUCCCCGACUUCUUGGACAAAGACCAAGUCAACUCCUUGCUCGAUACUACAAACGAACUACUAGAGAACUUUGACAUCAAUACCCAUCCUCUCACCCGCUUUACUACGGGAGAUGAUCCCUCGUCAAAAUCUCAGCAUGUUGGAGAUGAAUAUUUCCUUACAUCCAACGACAAGAUCCGGUUCUUUUUCGAGCCCGGCGCAUUCAGUCCCUCUGACCCGUCCAAGCUACUACAGCCUAAAAACCGCUCGGUGAACAAGAUAGGACACUCGAUACAUUCUCUGUCCAAACCUUUCUCAGAUGCAACUCACACCGGCCCGGUAGGAGCUCGGAAUGCAGCAAUAGCCAAGGAUUUGGGGUUUCGUGACCCUCGAGUGCUCCAGAGCAUGGUCAUUUGCAAGCAGCCAGGUAUUGGCGCUCCGGUACCCAGCCACAAGGAUUCAGAAUUCUUAUAUACGGAUCCACCAUCUGCUGUUGGAUGGUGGAUUGCGCUGCAAGAUGCUAACAUGGAGAAUGGAACUCUUGGAUUCUGGAAGGGUAGUCACAAGACGGGCAGGAUUAGGAAAAGAUUCGUGAGGUCAAAUGCGGGUUCCCAAGAUGCCGGAGGGACUGACUUUGUGGCGUGGGAUGGACCGAACUUGCCUGCUGCCAUUGAUGAGGAGAGUAAAGGGAAGGAAGAUUAUGUACCUGAUGCGUCGGAUUAUGAACUCGUGGAGAUCAAGGCUGGCUCUCUCGUGUUGAUUCAUGGGAACGUUCUGCAUAAGAGUGAGAAUAACCCAAGUGACAAGUCAAGGUUUGCGUAUGCUUUCCACGUCAUAGAGGGGGCUGAAGGAUGGAAGUAUGAUGAGAGAAAUUGGCUUCAGCCCCCGUCCGGGGGUUUUACAAGGUUAUUCGGGAACCAUUAA
Trichophyton verrucosum HKI 0517 is the source of this 978-nucleotide messenger RNA. RefSeq lists its product as uncharacterized. The transcript has a single exon. The coding region runs from base 1 to 978 and encodes 325 amino acids. Lineage: Eukaryota; Fungi; Ascomycota; Eurotiomycetes; Onygenales; Arthrodermataceae. The record is from RefSeq and is a predicted model, not a curated record.